AUGGCUGUCGAUUCCAGUUCCCCAACACCCCUCGAUGGGGACGAUGAGAUAAAGGACACUCUAGCCACAGAAGGUCUGAAGCAUGGGCACAAUAGUUCGUCCAGUCCUCCCGUCGACCGCCAGCUCGAGAACCCCGCCAGUAAUGAAAGUGAAUCGGAACCCAAUGGAAGCAAGCGCGAGGACAACAAACGUGAACUGACAGAGGAUGACUGCUACGACAAGCUCGGUUAUAGCUUUCCGGUAUGGAAGAAGUGGAUGAUUUUGACGGUGAUCUUCACCGUGCAGAUGUCCAUGAACUUCAACACAAGCGUGUACCCGAAUGCGAUCGUUCCCCUUUCGGAGCACUUCAAUAUCAGCGAACAGGCGGCUCGUGUUGGGCAAAUGAUCUUCCUCGUUUUCUACGCCUUUGGUUGUGAGCUGUGGGCGCCGUGGAGUGAAGAGUUUGGCCGCUGGCCAGUCAUGCAGCUGAGUCUUUUUAUGGUCAAUAUUUGGCAGAUUCCUUGCGCCCUUGCGCCCAACUUUGGCACCAUUGUCGUGUGCCGUGCCUUGGGCGGAUUGUCUUCGGCUGGUGGGUCAGUCACUCUCGGAAUGACAGCUGACAUGUGGGAGGCCAACGACCAGGGAUUUGCUGUCGCCUAUGUGGUCUUGUCCUCAGUUGGUGGAACGACAAUUGGGCCAAUCUUUGGUGGCUUGAUUCAAGAACAUCUGUCCUGGCGGUGGAACUUUUGGAUCCAACUCAUCUUCGGUUGUGUUACACAGUUGAUGCAUUUAUUUGUCACCGAGACUCGCUCCACCAUCUUAGUCGACCGCGAGGCCAAAAGACUCCGCAAAUCAGGAGAGGACCCUAAUGUUUAUGGGCCAAACGAGCUAAAGGAAAACCGGCUUGACUUGAAAGAGGUUCUCCGCAUUUGGAGACGUCCUUUUGAAAUGUUUGUCCGUGAACCAAUUGUGCUCUUUCUCUCUCUCUUGUCCGGUUUCUCGGAUGCGCUUAUCUUCACCUGCAUUGAAUCCUUUACCCUGGUCUUUAAGCAAUGGAAUUUUGACACCGUUCAGAUCGGUCUGACCUUUAUCGCUAUUGUGGUUGGUUACAUUCUUGCCUACCUCGCCUUCCUUCCUGAUCUCGCGCGUCAACGACACAUUCGUGGCAAACUUGGGGAUGCAGCUCGCUUACCCGAGCGUCGUCUGCUAUUGCUUCUUUUCAUUGCACCCCUGGAAACAAUCGGCCUCUUCGGCUUCGCGUGGACAUCCAUGGGACCCGAUUAUACUCCAUGGAUCGUCCCUCUCAUCUUCGUCUGCAUGAUCGCCAUUGCAAACUACGCCAUCUACAUGGCUACUAUCGACUACAUGGUUGCCGCUUAUGGUGUUUAUUCUGCCUCUGCAACUGGUGGAAACGGCUUUGCGCGCGAUUUCCUGGCUGGAAUCGCAGCCAUGUACUCCACGCCCAUGUAUACCAACAUCGGAGGCAAGUUCCAUCUGCAGUGGGCAAGUACCAUUCUAGCCUGCCUAGCCUUCUUUGUUGCUAUCCCAAUUUAUGUAUUCUACUGGAAGGGACCAGAGAUUAGACGCAGCAGCAAAUUUGCUCAAACCCUUGCGGCAGACCGAGAAAUCAGGCAGGAGAGACGCGCUAGUCAGCGGCGUUUGAGCGAGCUUCCCCCUGAAGAACAGCCGUACUAA
This is a messenger RNA of Talaromyces rugulosus, 1674 nucleotides long. RefSeq lists its product as uncharacterized. Gene Ontology annotation, molecular function: transmembrane transporter activity. NCBI's taxonomy places the organism in Eukaryota, Fungi, Ascomycota, Eurotiomycetes, Eurotiales, Trichocomaceae. The record is from RefSeq and is a predicted model, not a curated record. The transcript has a single exon. The coding region runs from base 1 to 1674 and encodes 557 amino acids. Gene Ontology annotation, biological process: transmembrane transport.